AUGGAGAAAUUUCAAGAGUACUUAAUUCAAGAGCUACCUCCUACUGCUUAUUACGUACCCGAUUUUAUCAGUUCGGAACAAGCCCAGUAUUUGAUGCAAAAGAUUUAUGACGCACCGAAACCCAAAUGGACUAAAUUAUCUCAUCGAAGAUUGCAAAAUUGGGGAGGAAUACCUCAUCCAAAGGGAAUGAUUCAAGAGGCUUUGCCAAAUUGGCUUGAAGCACCAGCACAGAAACUUUCUGAGCAUGGAAUAUUUGGCAGCAAAAUACCAAAUCAUGUAUUAGUGAAUGAGUAUCAACCAGGCGAGGGUAUUAUGCCUCAUGAAGAUGGACCUUUAUUUUAUCCUACUAUUGCAACCAUCAACCUUGGAAGCCAUAUCUUCUUGGACUUUUACCAUCAUUUGGAAAAUUCUAAUGAUAGUAAGGAUAAUGAGGAUGGCGAUGCAACAAACUUUAAAAAAAGAUAUUUAGCAUCGUUGCUUUUAGAACCUCGAAGCUUACUAAUUUUAAAGAAUGACCUUUAUACCAAUUAUCUACAUGGUAUUCAGGAACGAACAACAGAUGUAGUGGAUGAAAAGGUAGUCAAUAUUAAAUUCUGCCAAAGCAAACUUGGAGACGUUUUAACAAGAAAAACUCGAAUAUCCCUAACGAUAAGACAUGUUCCAAAAGUGUUAAAAGUACAGUUAUUUAAGAAAAAGUAA
Molecule: messenger RNA, 699 nt
Organism: Trichoplax adhaerens
Lineage: Eukaryota; Metazoa; Placozoa; Uniplacotomia; Trichoplacea; Trichoplacidae
Exons: 8
Coding region: 1-699 (232 amino acids)
Source: RefSeq, a predicted model, not a curated record